AACUCUGUUUUCUGAGAAAUGUGCAACAGUCAUCAGGCAUAUUUUGAAGGUUAGAGAAGAGAUACCUGCGUAAUUUUCCUGUCAAGUCACUCCGAGGACUUGAGAAAAACAACGUUUUCUGGUUUGCAGUGAUUUGUGCCGGACAGGCUACUGAACAUAAGACUGGCACCAUGAGGAAGUGGAUGUGGGUGGCACUGGUACUGUGCACCCUCUUUGCUUUGGCCCUGGCACAAGGUUCUAGCCGGAACAGUUCACAGCUACGAAAGUUGAGCCAUAGGAACAGGAACACAAAGCUGGCCUACAACAGCAUCUUCGAACCUCAGACGACAGGAGUGACAGAGUGGACAUCCUGGUUCAACAUUGACCAUCCUGGUGGUAAUGGGGACUAUGAGAGGCUAGAAGCUAUUCGAUUUUAUUACAGAGAGAGAGUGUGUGCACGGCCUGUCGCCAUGGAAGUUCGUACCACUGACUGGGUACCUGCUUCAGACACUGGUGAGGUGGUACAUUCCAGUCUGGAGAAGGGCUUUUGGUGCAUUAAUAAAGAACAGCCAUAUGGACGCAUCUGUUCCAACUACCAUGUGAGAUUCCAGUGUCCACCAGUUCAAACAUAUUGGACAAACUGGAGUGAGUGGGGUCCUUGUUCAACCACUGCCUGUAAUGAUGUGGGCAUCCAAGUGCGUCGGCGGAAAUGCAUGAGCACACAGCCUCUGCCCAAGCUGGUCAUGCCAGCUUGCCCAGGCCCUCAUGCUGAGCGGACAGAGUGCUCUACUCCACCUUGCGAAGCUAAGUGGAGUCAGUGGGGGACGUGGAGCACUUGCUCAGUGACCUGUGGGAAGGGUCGAAGAACAAGACGGAGAACUUGCAGCAGAUCAUCUGACACGGUCCGCUGCAGAGGACGACCACUGGAAGUCCAGAAGUGUGGAAAUACCCAAUGUCCAAUGUUGUGUCAACUUGUGUGUCCUGAGGGACACCCAAAUGAGGAGUGCAGCCACUGCAUUUGUGAGGGACAGACACUACGAGGGGAAGUCCUGAGUGUGACUGGAGUUCCAGUGUCUGGAGCCAGUGUGGCUGUGGCAGACCAGCCAAAGGUUAUCCGUGCCCAGACAGAUGAUAAGGGUUUGCUCAAGAUACAUGACAUGUGCUCAGGCCCUGAGACUCGGCUACUCAUCAGCAAGGAAAAGUUUGCUUCGGCAACUGUCCCUAUUUUCAGAAAUAGCAGUGAAAACCUCUGGGUUCGAGCUUUCCUCAGGUCCUCAGAGAAGCCAUACAUUCUCAAACACCCUGAAGAUAAAGUACGAUAUGAAGGACAACGUGUGACUCUUUGCUGCAAAGCAACAGGAACCCCCAUACCUGAUAAAUAUUACUGGUAUCACAAUGGAACUAUGCUGGACCAAAAAAUAUACAAGUACGAUGGAGACUUGGUAUUGCGUGAUCUGAAACCAGAACACACUGGGAUGUAUUAUUGCAAAGCCAAUAGUCUAACAGGAACCAUUAAGUCCACUUCUGCAUUCCUGACUGUUUUUGCCAAAGGAACCCCAGCAUGUAAUGCUACUCCUGAAAAUCACCUGAUUAAACUGCCUUUAGACUGCAAACAGUCAGCCACAAAAUCCAAGUGGUAUAAUGCUGGUCGUUGUACUAACAACAAAUGUCCUGGGUCACUGGACUUUGACCUACGAUGCAAAGAUUCAUCUAGUUUCUGCUGUGGGGUGAAGCAAAUGGAAACAAAGGAGAUCAAUUGUGGCAGCUACAUUCUUCCAAUAAAGGUUGUGACUGAAUGCGGUUGUCAAAAAUGUGUCCAACCCAAAAUUCUGGUACGGGGGAGAGUGGUUGCUGCAGACAAUAAUGAGCCCUUACGAUUUGGACACAUUUUCAUGGGAAAAGAACGAAUAGGAAUCACAGGUUAUCAGGGUGGGUUCACAAUUCAUGUGCCCUCUGACACCCAACGUCUGGUAGUGAACUUUGUGGACCCAUCCCAAAAGUUCUUAGAUACUCUCAAAGUGUUUGUUUUUGAUAAGAAGGGUGGUUCAGUUUACCAUGAUGUAAAAGUAAUGCGAAAGCAGGAACCAAUUGACAUCAACGCUGCAGAGAGCAACACUAUUUAUCUGGGUGAAAUAAAAGGGGAGGAGCCCAUUGGUCAGCUGGUCAUACCUCCCAACUCCUUCCACAAAGACACUGGGGAAAUGUACGAAGGCACGGUUAAAGCAAGUGUCACUUUCUUUGAUCCACGCAACGUCACAACAGCUGCGGCUAUGCCAGGAGACUUGAACUUUGUGGGUGAUGAAGGUGAUAUGCUUCCUUUGAGGACAUAUGGAAUGUUUUCUCUUGAUUUCAGAGAUGAAACAAAUCAGGAGAUCCUUGGAGCUGGUGAAGUCCAAGUGCUCCUUGAUACAGAACAUGUCAAAAUGCCAGAGCAUAUACCUACUAUGAAACUGUGGUCUCUCAAUCCAGUCACAGGUAUUUGGGAGGAGGAGAGUAAUUUUCAACCUACUCAGGUUACCACUGCUGGAAAUGGGAGGAAAAAAAGAGAGGAGCGCACUUUCCUGAUAGGGAACAUGGAAAUAAGAGAGCGCAGACUGUUCAACUUGGAUGUACCUGAAAAUCGCCGCUGCUACGUCAAGGUUCGGGCAUACAUGAGUGACAAAUUCUUGCCUACUGAGCAACUUGAAGGUGUGGUGAUAAAUCUUAUAAACCUGGAGCCCAGGCCUGGAUACUCAUCAAAUCCUAGAGCUUGGGGACGUUUUGACAGUGUGAUAACAGGACCAAAUGGAGCUUGUCUUCCAGCCUUCUGUGAUGUCCAGAGAUCUGAUGCAUACACAGCCUAUGUCACAGCCACAAUGGGAGGUGAAGAACUUGAAGCAGCCCCAUCUACACCAAAAAUGAAUCCUAACAUCAUUGGCGUAUUACAACCAUACUUAGACAAGUUAGAUUAUCAACGAUCAGAUCAUGAUGAUCCAGCACUCAAAAAAACUGCCUUUAGAAUAAAUUUAGCCAAGCCAAAUCCAAAUAAUCUGGAUGAAACCAAUGGACCAAUAUAUCCUUAUCAAAGUCUAAUCUCAUGUGAAAACGCACCCAUUGAUGCAAAUCAUUUCCGUUUCUUCCGUGUAGAGAAAGACAAAUAUGAGUACAAUGUGGUUCCUUUUCAGGAGAAUGAUCUCACAACUUGGACUGGGGACUACCUUUCAUGGUGGCCAAACCCACAGGAGUUCAGGGCUUGCUAUAUCAAAGUUAAGAUCCAUGGGGAAACAGAAGUUAUGGUCAGGUCAAAGAACUUUGGUGGUACCCAUUUUCAGACCAGGGGUCAGUUGUAUGGAAUUAGGGACAUACGCAGCACUCGUGACUUGAAACAUCCUAACACCUCUGCUGCUUGCUUGGAGUUCAAAUGCAGCGGAAUGCUUUAUGACCAAGACACUGUUGACCGGUCUCUAAUUACUAUCCUUCCACAAGGCAACUGUCGGAGAAUAGGCAUCAACAGUCUUCUGCAAGAGUACCUUACAAAGCACCCACCUCUUCUACAUAACAACGAGUCUCAUGCAUUUACCAUGUUAGCUCCCGUGGACCCACUAGGCCAUAACUAUGGAAUAUACACUGUCACAGACCAGAACCCACGCAUUGCCAAAGAGAUCGCCAUAGGACGCUGCUUUGAUGGUACCUCAGACGGUUUCUCAAGGGAGAUGAAAUCAGAUUCCGGAGUGGGUCUAACUUUCAGCUGCCCCAAAAGAACUGUAAACCGUGAGAGCCUGUUCCAGCGCUUGCAAACAAAUCCUAGUCAAACCUUGGCACAAAUGGCUCGGGACAUGAGGGAAUCACAGGGAACACAAGUUAGAAGAGGGUCAGCACAGGUGGUGGCAUAUCCUUCUGACCAACAGGGCAGGAUCCAGAGCCGCAGAGUUAGCAACAGCAGCAGGAGAAGAACUGCUACACGGACUCAACAAGGCAGUAGAUCUGCCUAAAUGUUGUUGGGAAGAUGUUGGCUGAAGACACUCACAGAAAUGAUGUAAAUGACAAACUUGGUCAGUCUGGACAUUAGAUACUCAGUGUUUUCUGAGCCAAGUUCCAUUAUUUUGCUAUAAACUCACUCUGGACAUGUUCUCUUCAGUUUUCUGAAGGGAAACGUCAUUUACAUGCUUCCUCAUUCCCCCAUAAUUACUUGAUAUAAUAAGAAAUGUCUUUAAUGUUCAGGAUGGACACUUUUAUUUAUUAGAGUUAUAAAAAAAAUAUCAAUUCAAGUGCAUUAUUUCAGCCUUUUUGGAUCUUACAUUUAUACCAUUUAAGUUUAAGAUUAGUAACUCCGUAGUGAGCUUAGAUGUACAUAAAGAAGGUUCCUGUUAUUCUGUUAAAGGUACUCACUGUAGGAGUGAUGCAUGUGGUUUAGUGGACUAGAGCCUAGAAGUAGAAACAAUGCUAGUCUGGCUCCCCCCUUUUCCAAAUUAGCACAAUAAUAGCUCAAAUGUAACUCAACCAUACUUCAGUUUGACCAAAGUAUAACUAAACUAAGCCAAAGAAAGCAAAAUGUGCCAGCAGUCUAAACAAAACCUGUGUUGAUACUUUGGACAGAAUAGCUGAAUAAUACAAUAGCCCUUGGUUUGGAAUUAGGACAUUUCCAUUUUUAAAGACUCCAAACUACCUCCUGAAUCUUUUCAACAAAAUUUGAGUCAAAGCAAUAAAAUUUAAGGUAUUGUUUAAAAUUCUGCAUAGCUUUAAUCAUAAGAGUAGAGUGUAGCAUGGUAAAUCCAAUAGUUUGUACAUAGGUUAAAGUAUAUUGUUCCUUAUGGGUGUCUGUUUGUCUCUUGACGUGCAAUAAUUCUGACAAUUACUUGAGAGUCCUAACCAAAUAAAAAUCUGCUAUGUUCAUUAGGACUGUUAAAAGUUGGGCUAAUCCCUAUGUAAGUUUAAGUCUGUUUCACAAACUAUGUAUAGUCAGCUUAUUAUCUAUUUUUAAGGAAUCUUAGCAUCCUAUAAGAACUAAGCAACUUUUCUUAAUAGUGUUCAUUUGAUGGACAUUUUGGAAUAUUUCAGCUUUACUGAAUUAGAGACUCUUCACAGUUUAUAGUGGAAAUAAACACAUUUUACCUGAAGUGAUAAUCUCAUGACGUGUAUUUACAGUACAUACACUUUAUUUCACCUUAUGAACAAUUACUGAAGAAUCUGGGUAAUCUGGAUGGUAUAGAAAUAGAGGUAUUUUCAUCUGAAGUAGACUACACCACGAUAUACAGACCCAUGGACUACAUCCAUUCCGAUUGCAAUACCUGACCAUUACUGGCUGAUUGCUGUUAUAGUAAAAAUAAAGAAAAUAGUUUGAAAUAUUCAAAACUAUCAAGCAGGACAACAAAAAAUAGGUUAUGCAUAUGAUGAGAUGAUAACCUCUUCUUUUCACCACUAACUAAAAAUAAUGCUACAGUUUUCUAGCUAUUCAUAAUAUUCUAUUCAUGGUUUCAAAUACUAUAUGUACAAAAGCAUAAGAUGCCUUUUAGUAGGUUUUUUUUUUUUUUUUUUGUAUAUGUGUUAGCAAGGGGGUGGACUCCAACUUUGAAAAUCCUCCCCCACUCCUGACACCAAAGCCCUUGAUAGCAUUUAUUUCCCAGAGACAGUUUAACAAUUAUAGCAUGCUAAUUGGAUAUUUUACUUGCAAAUCACAUAGCACUUAAUGAGGUGAACAUUAUUUGUGUUUACACAAAUCCCAAGAGUCAAACAAUAACAAAAACAAUAACAAAUCAGAUUUGAAAAAAGCACAGCAAAAGGAUGGUACACAUUGUACAUCAAAAGCAAUUCAGGCAAGACCAUCUAGAAUGCAAUUAAUAUCUGGUAGUACUGGAUUAUUUCUAUAAUUCUGUAUAAUAGAAACAUUGAUUCCAUGCCUAUUAGAUUUGUGUGGCACCCAGGGAAAACCCUCCACAGGGUCAAAUUUUAAAAAUUUUCUGCUGUAUAUAGUUCUAAAAUCUACAAAACAUUUUCCUGAAAAUAAAGUUCUAGCAUUUUAAAGUCUGGUUACUCCCAAAUUGAGAAACUAGCUUUUAAAUAUUCCAUUUUAACUCCACUGAAAGACUCUGUGGAAAUUAUCUUUACAUUUAUAAUCUAAGCUAAUUAUGGAAAAACAACAUUUCUGCCAAAUUGUAAAGAAUUAUAAGUUUACAAUGGGAAAUAAGUAAUCACUAUGGUUAUCAGCAUUACCCACAGACUCUGUCUCUUCAUCUGAGGUAAAAGGACACAUUUAUCUUUAAAUGUCCAUCCUCAAACUUUUACUUUGCAAACCUCUUGCCCAGCUAGCUAACCCUUCUUGCUAGAAUGGAUAUAUGAGGGACUUUCAUUCCUCAUUAAAUAAUUAUCAAUAAUUAGUCAUCUGGGCCUAAGGUGCCUGGUACUGAGCCUAACAUAGAAUUAAUCGAUUGUGACUAUAAGCAAUACUAAAAUAAAGAGAGAAAUCUUAAACAUUUUUGUAAUGUACAUUAAAUUCUCACUUUCCAUCUUGACCCUGAGAGUGCAGGGACAAGUGAGCAAAACCGCCAAAAAAAUAAUUAUGUUUCAUGGCCUAUAAAUGGCCGAAAAGUCAGUCUUACUGUCUGCAGAGUCCAGGGUGUUGACAGGCUGAGCUGUUAAUGUUUCCCACUGGCCCAAAUAUAAUUUGGACAUUGUGAAUUAAAGGUAAAAUAUUCAAGAUAUUUGUUCAUUUGUGCAGAUUUUAACAAGAAUGGUCAGUGCUCAUUUUUUAAGUUUAAAAUUUGCAUCAUAUGUUUUUCAUUAACCAGAGAUCAUUGAACAGCUAGGGGAUUCAGAAUAUUUCUUGUCCUAAAUUGAAUGCAAAUGUGUCACCAAAAAGCAAGCUUUAACCAAUAUCUUAAGCGAUAUAUAAAAGCUAAAGGUAAUAGUUGGGAUUGUUUUGUAAUGACCUGGCUAAGCUGAAUAUUGUAACAUUCUCCACUAUAUGCAUUACAUUUACAGCCUAUUGGAAUAUUGAUAUAAUAACCAAUUACAGUGAUGCAACACAGAAAUGGUAACUUGGCCUCAUCAUAACUUUCAAAAUUCCCUGAGCCAUGAGUGCAAGCACAUGUCCUUUCUCAAGUGUCUGGCUGGUUUCAGAGAGACUAUAACUUAUUCAGGAAUAUCCUUUAGCCAAAAGUGCUUCGGGUAAUUUCACCACUGCCUAGCAUAUAAUGAAAGUUAUAUGGCUGCCACUUUAGUCUGGAAAGAAAUCGCUGGAUGUAAUGAAAGCAUUUUAUAAAUCAUUCUCUGGAAUUUCCUGUAAAAUUUGUGUAACUUAUAUUGCAUGGCACUCCCCAUCUUUUGAUCCCAGAAUAAUGUGUGUUAAGUGAUUAUUAUGUCUGUUCACAUUAACUGUAAAUAAAGGUUUCUUGUGAUCAUA
Ictalurus punctatus (channel catfish) is the source of this 7357-nucleotide messenger RNA. RefSeq names its product cartilage intermediate layer protein 2 (gene cilp2). Lineage: Eukaryota; Metazoa; Chordata; Actinopteri; Siluriformes; Ictaluridae. The record is from RefSeq and is a predicted model, not a curated record. The transcript is spliced from 10 exons. The coding region runs from base 171 to 3950 and encodes 1259 amino acids.